AUGGGUUCAAUUAAAACUACCUAUUUUCUCAUUUUGUGCAUUUUUUUGGUUUCAAUAUCUUGUCAACAGGCAAAUGCUAUAAGAGCUUUGGGUAUGGAGAAAUGGCUAAGGGAACAAGUUCCAUUAUUGGCUUCUCUUCCCAGGGGUCCAGUGCCACCGUCUAGUGGUUCUCCUUGCACUUACAUUCCCGGGCCUCCUGGCUCGAGCACCGGCACUUGCCCGUUGAAUGAAAAACACUUUGCCGGUGGUGGUGCCGCCCAUGCGCCACCAGCUUCUCCGAGGAGUGCCAUAAACUAUGGCAGCACUUCUUCGUCCACGACAAACCAUGAAACCGGAAAGAAUGAUUCAACUUCUUGA
Messenger RNA from Fraxinus pennsylvanica, 357 nucleotides. NCBI's taxonomy places the organism in Eukaryota, Viridiplantae, Streptophyta, Magnoliopsida, Lamiales, Oleaceae. The record is from the annotation of a GenBank genome assembly.